AUGCGUGUCCACCCUUUCUAUUGCCGAUUGAAGAGAUUUUUAUUUGGACGCGAUCUCGAGUUUGAUCGCGCCGUCCAUCGUCUCUACGCGGAUCCUGGCCAAGUGUGCACGAAUCAGGUUGCAGACCGACUAUUCCAGCGUCUUUACUGGGCACUAAGAGCUCUCCAAUACAAACUAUUUUAUAAAGACGAAGAGCUGGACGUGGACGAAGUGACUGAACGUUGGGAGGUUGGUGUUCAACCUCCAUCGCUUGAUGAGUUAGCUCGAACUACCCGUUUCAAUCGACGAUGGAUCAAAUACAUGUACGCUAAAUUCAAAAAUGAAUGUCCUUCGGGACGAAUGCGAGAACACGAAUUUCGGCAUGUACUCUCAGCGAUUAUUUCGCCAGAAAGAGCUACUGAUCAGUACAUUGCACGACUUUUUCUAGCAUUUUCAAGCGAUGACAAAAAGACUAUCACGUUCCAGAAUCUCAUCGAAUGCCUCUCACUCAUUCAACCCCAAACAGCGGAAUCAAAUGCGCGUUGGACGAUACGAAUCAUCACCGGCUGCCAAACGGAUCGUUUCGCAUUCCCGGAAUUCCUCACAUUCACUCAGGCGGUGUUCGGCCUGAAUGAAGGAAAACCGGGCGAAUUCAGCGAAGAUAGUAAUGGAAACCGAGAUAAAAACAAGGAAUCCGUGGAGCAUCGCGCAACUACUAUAUUUAAUGAACUAGAUAGCAACGGCGACGGCUUCGUGACGUUAGACGACAUGACACGGUUUUUUCAGUCCUUUGAAAUCUCCUCACAAACAGCGCCAAUGAGACGACCUAAUAAUCUUCCAGUUUGAGAUAUAACAUAUUUUGUACAAUCAUGAACAACCAAUUGAAAUUAAUUAAGCAAUAAAAAUCU
This is a messenger RNA of Cylicocyclus nassatus, 887 nucleotides long. Lineage: Eukaryota; Metazoa; Nematoda; Chromadorea; Rhabditida; Strongylidae. The record is from the annotation of a GenBank genome assembly.